Chanos chanos (milkfish) is the source of this 2730-nucleotide messenger RNA. It is a transcript of the gene fer, whose product is annotated as fer (fps/fes related) tyrosine kinase. Gene Ontology annotation, biological process: peptidyl-tyrosine phosphorylation. The record is from RefSeq and is a predicted model, not a curated record. Gene Ontology annotation, molecular function: non-membrane spanning protein tyrosine kinase activity; ATP binding. Lineage: Eukaryota; Metazoa; Chordata; Actinopteri; Gonorynchiformes; Chanidae. Bases 34 to 2508 code for a protein of 824 amino acids. The transcript is spliced from 18 exons.
AAUGCCAGACAAACUGUGAGCCUUCAGAGGAAGAUGGGGUUUGGGCAGGACCUGCGCAACUCCCAUGAGAGCCUUAUCAAGCUGCAGGACUGGGAGCUGAAGCUGCUGGAAACAGUCAAACGUUUUAUGACCCUGCGAGUAAAGAGCGACAAAGAGUACGCCUCACUUCUCCUCAACAUCAGCCAACAGGUGGACAAGCAUGACAACUCCUCCCAGCUUAAUUACAUCAGCAACGUCUCUAAGUCGUGGGCUCACCUGGUCCAGCAGACAGAGCAGCUGAGUAAGAUAAUGAAGUCCCAUGCCGAGGAACUGAACUCAGGGCCUCUUCAUCGCCUCACCAUGAUGAUCAAAGACAAACAGCAGGUGAAGAGGAGCUACCAGAACUUUCACCAGCAAUUAGAGUCUGAGAUGACCAAGGUUACAAAAAAUGACCUUGAGAAGUUGAAAGGUGUCUACAGACAGUUAAGUAAGGAUGCCCACUGUGCCAAAGAGAAGUACAGAGAAGCAGUUGCUAAAGGUAAAGAGCCGGAGAAGGCACGUGAGCGCUAUGACAAAGCAACCAUGAAGCUCCAUAACCUGCAUAACCAGUAUGUGCUGGCGGUGAGGAGUGCCCAGCUCCAUCAGGAGACCUAUCAUGACAGCACGCUGCCCCUGCUGCUGGACUCUCUGCAGAGGAUGCAGGAGGACAUGAUCAGUGCUCUAAAGGGGAUUUUGGAAGAAUACAGUGAGAUCACUAGUCUUUUAACAGAUGAAAUAGUCAAGGUCCACAAAGAAAUCCACACUUCGAUCGAACAAAUUGAUCCUGUGACAGAAUAUGAGAACUUCAUCGAAGUAUAUAGAUUGCCAGAAACCAAAGAGCCAAGUGUAGAAUUUGAUGUCUCACUAUUAGAGGAAACAGAAAACCUUCAAGCCAAUGAGAUUCUCUGGAACAAUUUGACAGCAGACAACUUACAAGCAAUGCUGAAAUCCAUGUCAGAGGAGCUUCUCGUCACCCAGCAGAGUCUGCGCAGUAAAGAGGAACUCCUCCUCGAUCUGGAGAAUAAGAUUGAAGAGUCCACCAGAACCUGUGAAAAGAAGUCAGAUGUUGUGUUGUUGCUCAGUCAAAAGCAGUCCCUGGAGGAGCUGAAGCAGACUGUGCAGUUGUUGCGAUGCUCUGAGGCCAAGCUGAGUGUGCAGAAAGACCUGCUGGAGCAGAAGAUGCAAGAGAAUGAUGGCAAAGAGCCUCCACCUGUGCUUAACUACGAAGAGGAUGCCCGUUCAGUCAAUUCAAUGGAUAAAAGCAAAGACAGGAUAUCAAAGUUCGACACCCUUCGAAAUUCCAUCGCUGGCAUAAUUCGCUCACCAAAGUCUGUCCUAGGAUCGUCUUCAGUAAGUUUUUUCGAUGUGAUACCUACCAGUGAGAAACCUCUGGCUGAACAGGAAUGGUAUCACGGAGCCAUUCCCAGAACUGAGGCCCAAGAACUGCUCAAACAGCAAGGAGACUUUUUGGUGCGAGAGAGCCAUGGAAAACCUGGAGAGUAUGUGCUGUCUGUUUUCUCGGACGCACAAAGAAGGCACUUCAUCAUCCAGUUCGCCGACAAUCUAUAUCGGUUUGAGGGCACUGGAUUUCCAACCAUUCCACAGCUGAUAGAACAUCAUUACACAACAAAGCAAGUCAUUACCAAAAAGUCUGGAGUUGUGCUUUUAAACCCAGUCAUCAAGGAUAAAAAAUGGAUUCUUAAUCAUGAAGAUGUUAUUCUUGGAGACCUUCUGGGCAAAGGAAACUUUGGUGAAGUCUACAAAGGAACAUUGAGAGACAAGACUCCAGUGGCAGUAAAAACCUGCAAAGAAGAUCUGCCCCAAGACCUGAAGAUAAAGUUCCUGUCAGAGGCACGGAUCCUUAAGCAGUAUGACCAUCCCAACAUUGUAAAGUUAAUAGGGGUCUGCACACAAAGACAACCUAUUUAUAUAGUGAUGGAGCUGGUGUCAGGUGGGGACUUUUUAUCGUUCUUGCGGAAGAAAAAGGAAGACCUGAAGACCAAACAGCUGGUGAAGUUUGCUUUAGAUGCUGCCGCGGGCAUGGCUUAUCUGGAGCUCAAGAACUGUAUCCAUAGGGACCUGGCCGCCCGUAACUGCCUAGUGGGAGAGAGCAACCUGCUGAAGAUCAGUGACUUUGGGAUGUCAAGACAAGAGGAUGAUGGGAUCUACUCAUCCUCUGGCCUGAAACAGAUCCCUAUAAAGUGGACCGCACCGGAGGCUCUGAAUUAUGGGAGAUACAGCUCAGAGAGUGAUGUGUGGAGCUAUGGGAUUCUCCUUUGGGAGACCUUCAGUCUGGGAGUGUGUCCCUACCCAGGCAUGACCAACCAGCAGGCUCGAGAACAAGUGGAGAAAGGCUAUAGAAUGUCGUGCCCUCAGAAAUGCCCAGAGGAGGUCUACAAAAUCAUGCAGAGGUGCUGGGAGUACAAGCCUGAGAAUCGGCCAAAGUUUGCAGAGAUUCAAAAAGAACUGGCUGCAUUCAAGAAAAAAUAGCCUCAGCAGGUAACAAAGAGGGUAAGGAUCCAGUCUACCCAUAACACCCAGUGACCUCCCUUCCCUCCAGCAGAAAAGUCUCAGCCUCUACACUACACAUCAGCAUUGUACUGUUGGCGUGAUGGAGUGCUCUGUGUCCCAUAAGCACUGUGUGAAUUGCCUAUGCAACAGCUGUUUUGAGCCAUUAUGGAGGAAUGAGGUCUCAGUUUCACUCUGUCUGUG